This is a messenger RNA of Kockovaella imperatae, 1368 nucleotides long. RefSeq lists its product as hypothetical. The record is from RefSeq and is a predicted model, not a curated record. Gene Ontology annotation, cellular component: Dsc E3 ubiquitin ligase complex; endoplasmic reticulum. Gene Ontology annotation, biological process: protein processing. Gene Ontology annotation, molecular function: protein binding. The transcript is spliced from 6 exons. NCBI's taxonomy places the organism in Eukaryota, Fungi, Basidiomycota, Tremellomycetes, Tremellales, Cuniculitremaceae. Bases 1 to 1368 code for a protein of 455 amino acids.
AUGCCCGAUUCGCGACCCGAGGAAGAGGCUUCAUUGUUUCGAGGAUCGUCUUCAUAUUCUCUCAUAUCUUCAUCACCGUCGUCUCCUACCAGUCCACUUGCCCCUACUCUCUCGCCGUCGAUUCCAUAUCGAUCUAGCCACCAUUCACCGAACCUUCCCCUCUCUCAGCCCUCUUUCAAUACGCCCAAGAGCAGGUUGAACGCACGCAAGACAUCGGGUCUGUCUGAGAAAUCCAAAGGAAAACAGAGGGCGGUCAAUGCGAGUGAGGAGGAUGGCGGUGGAAAAGGAGCUGGAGAAACGGAUGACUUGGAUAACAUCGCGCGGUAUGAAGCGGCGGCGCCUGGAUCAACCCACGAUACGACCAAAGCAAGAUCACCUGGAAGACACGUCACGGUAGUGUUCUCCAAUGAAUCAGAGUCGGGAGGUGGGAACCUGGAACUGUGGAUUGAAGAUGGCGAGUCUGUGGGGUCAGUCAAAGAGCAGAUCCGUCACCUACGGCCCUCUCUCGCCCCCUUGUCUCUCCGACUGAUCCACGCUGGACGACUGUUGACAGAUGGGAUUCUCCUCUUACCGUGGCUACAAUCCCUCGAGGAUAGAGUUCGCCGUCAAGCUGGAGGUGUAGGCGGGGACGUUGAAUCAGUCCUGAAAGACGUGGGAUUUCAAGAUGAUGAACCUGAGCGUGAGACAGAGAGAAAAGGAAGUGCAGGUGAAACAACAGCGAGUCGUUUACGAUCGCGAUCCCGAGGACCUCGGGGGCAUGCGAGUCCUGAACGGAAAAUACGAGACAAGGAGAGAGUUUGGCUGCAUUGUAAUGUUGGUGGGAGAUUGGACGAAGAUAAGGACAAGGAAAAAGAGGAUGGAGAGGAGACGACACCCGCACCUCGUAGAAGGGGAUUCGACGUACUCCUCGAUGCGGGUCUUAGUCCUGCCGACGUUGCCAAUAUGCGACGACAAUUCUACGAGAGUAGAGGAGAGGAAGUACCAGAGGGUAUGGAUUUAGGGGACGUCAACGACGAGCACGCUAGAGCUCUAGAAGAACAAUGGAUCGAAGGAGAUUUAACGGCGGAAACAGCGACGACGACUUCGGAAGGAAUGUACACCUCGAUUUUACACGGUCUUUUGACCGGGUUCCUAUUCCCUCUCAUACCUUGGUUCUUCUUUCGCGAAUUGCCUCUGCCAAACUUUUUUGAUGCGGAUGCAGAAGCUAGAGGUGAAGACGAUACGACUGUCAGUGGGCGUGUAUCUAACAAUCCCGAUAUCGGAGGCGAGUUCUUACCUAGCGUGGUAUUUGGCAAGCGAAUGCAGAUGGGCAUCCUUUUGGGGACAUUUAUCAAUGUCGCCUUUGGAUGGCUAAGAUUUCUCAACUGA